AACUCGGCGCUCGUCUGGGCCCGGCGUGGGAAGGAAGCGGGCCGGGGGUUCGCCGUCGAGAGGACCGGCGGUGGCUCUCCCUACGCAUGAUGCAGCCGGUGGAAGCGCCUCCAGUUCCCUCAAGGGCAGAAGAACAACGUCUCCCCUCGCAACGUGGCGACUAAUCCUGCCCUUUUCUCCAGGGGACGCGCCGCUUUCGCAACGGAGGGGCAUUGCGAUUGCACGGCGCUUGUUGCACUUAGAGCCCACCAACUCCGGGCGGUGUGCAUGCUUCUCCCGCGUCCUCAUUUAACCGCCAUAACAACUACAACCACCACCGCCACCUUGCUCUGCUGCGAUUAAAGCACCUUCGACAGUCCCCGCAGCAGUUCUCACGUUUUGCAUGCGAAAGGUCUUGGUUUCACUCCUUCCCAUCUCCAGACAAUGGAGGAUAGUGAAGAUGAGUGGCUGUCUCUCAAGCCCAAAGAGCCGUUGCCAUUCCAGUGCUGUGGUAGUGGCUGCAAACCCUGUGUCUAUGACACGUAUCAGGAACAGCUGGAGCAAUGGGAAAAGGCCAAGGCAAAACAAGACAGAAGCCUCCUGACAAGGAAGAAACAGCAAUGUAGUAAUUCAGAACUAACUCCAGAAACGUUUACGGCUUUCAUCAUAAGCUCUAUGGAUCAGCUGACAGAGGACACCUACCAGUAUAAAUUUGAAUUGCCUGGAAAUAGCAGCCUAGGGUUGAGUUUGGGACAACAUAUUGUGCUAAGAGGACUAGUGAAUGGUUUGGAGGUUCAGAGAGCCUAUACUCCAAUUACUCCUGUGAAUGCUGAAGGGUACUUUGAAGUUUUAAUAAAGUGCUAUGAAGAUGGACUCAUGUCACAAUAUGUAAAAUCCUGGAAAGAAGGAGAUUCGGUUUGUUGGAGAGGACCAUUUGGAGGUUUUCCUUAUUCAGCCAAUCAAUAUGGAGAACUUCUCAUGCUUGCUUCUGGUACUGGUCUAGCACCAAUGCUUCCUAUUCUUCAGUACAUAACAGAGAAUGAGGAUGAUGAAACAUUUGUAACUCUAGUGGGCUGCUUCAGGAACUUUGAAAAUAUCUACAUGAAGCCUCUUCUUCAAGAGCAAUCUCGAUUCUGGAACAUAAGGGCAUUUUAUGUAUUAAGCCAGGAACACUCACUCGAAAAUCUGCCUUGGAGCUUUCAAAAAAAUACACACCUUGGUCGAAUAAACGAGGACGUGAUUAAUAGUAUGGUGAAGACAUGCAGAAGACAACCUUACAUAUUGAUAUGCGGCUCUGUGACAUUUAGUGAAGAGAUGGAGAGAUCUUUGAAAGCCAUUGGUCUUAAAGAAGAUUCUUAUUUUAUAUUUUAACGGACUUUAAACAAACAAGGCAUCUUUGCUACGAAUAACCUUAAUCUGUCUUUGGUGAGAUUGGAUUUUUUUAAGAAAAAGUUUAGCUGUGCCGAUCCAUCCAAAUUUAUGCCUUCUGUGUCCUAAGAGUUGGCUAAACAAUCCCAUGAAUGAGCAGAUACCACAGCCUGGUUCCACUUGCAGCCAGUUAUUCUUGACUGUUUCCAGAAAGUAAUUAUGGGGAAGCUAUGGCUCAGCACCAUGGGAAUUGUCCUGUGGCACCCCACAGAGCUCCAUCUUGUUCCCCGUGGCAUUUUACAUCUAUUUGAAGCUGCUGAGAGCUGUCAUCAGGAGAUUUGGAGAGAGAUGUUAUCAGUAUGCAGGUGAUGCCCAGCUCUAUCUUUGUUCCAUCUGAAUCCGGAGAGCACUUCAGGACUCGCACUUAGAAGAAGUGAUGGGCUGGUUAUGAACCAAUACACUGAAGCUGAAUCCCGAUUGCCCAUCCCUAGAUGCCCAGGUGCCCUAGGCACAGUCCAGCAAGAGACUUGUCAUAUUUAAGUCCCAUUGAGAGCAAUAGCAUUUGGCUGAACCUGUGGCCAGACUCCACGGCCCACCAUUCAAGUUCAGAGGGCAGAAUCUGCAGUACAAUAAGGAACAAAAAAAGAGAGAGAGCUUCAACUUCACUUUAUAACAAAAGGCUUAAAUUUGAUCUAUUUCAGAGCUGGGAGGAUAUUGAUCUGUAGACCGAGGAAACCGGAAACCUUAGCCUGAUCUAAUUAAUACACAUAAUGGAAAAUUGCAUUGGGUUUGUGUUGUUAGUCAUAGAAGCCUCUUUGAGGGGGAAAUACCCCAUGAUGUUCUACUUUUCUCAGCACAGAACUGAAAAAUGAAUACAUCUACAAAGCUUUGCUUCCAGCAUAGGGAGGGGUCAUAGCUUGGUGGUAGCUACAUGCUCUGCAUACACAAGUUCCCAGCACCAGUCUCUGGCAUCUUCUCUUAAAAGGAGGAACAAUGGUCUGCCUCAGUACCAUGCAGUUUUAUGUUCAUAUGUGUACAUAAUGUAUGUAUUUGUGGCUACGUUUUAGCCUGUAAAGAAUUUACAGUCAAAUGAGCUACCGAAAGCUGUUCAUGUUAAAAAUCAUGACCAAUCUACACACUGCUCAGAAAUAUAGCACACUACUCCCGUCAUUUCUUGUGGCAUUUAAAAUGCUUCCAUAAUAUGUAAAAAUGUCUUCAUAUACUGUGCAAUUCAAUUUAUCUAAAUAGCCUCAGGAGCACAGAAAACAUUUGAGUAAUCAGACAGCAGAUAAAAGAGGAUAUCAUUUCCAUAAGGUUACACUAAUGUGGAGUCACAAGAGAGAUGAGUGAACUCAAAACUGAAUUAGUAGUAUCUGAAGGUGGGAGAAUAGGGAGAGGUUCCACCAUAUAUAGAAAAAUGUAACGCUUUAACUAUGUCACUAUGAUUCUUUCCAAAUAGACAGUCCUGAAUCUUUGGGGAAUAAUAUGGUAAGAAUCAAGAUAAUCAAUUGCUCCUCUUUAUUUCUCUGUUCACAUGAAGAACUUGAAUCAUACAACCUGACUCUAUCCUCUGGCGAGACUGCUUGAGUAGGACAGGAUGGUAUCUUACUCUCCUUGCGCUAGUGCAAAACAGUCACUUAAUGGUUGUAGCCUGUUAACUAAAUCCCUACUCAAGUGUUCAGUGAAUGUAUGAGGCGGGAGCAGGACAAAGCCUUCUGGCUGCAUACCCUAGCCUAAGCCCUUGCACCUUCAGCUGAGUGCAAAAAGGGGCCUUACAUAGCAGCCCUUUCUAUGUGUUCAUUUAAAUGCACAUAGGACAGGGUGUGGCGUGAGGAAAUGGGCCUAUUUCCCUCUCCACACAUUCAGUAAACAUGUAGGAAAACACAUACAGGGAUAAAUGCUUUACAUGGAAACCAAGCCUCACGAGGAACACUAGAAAGAGCUGGGUAUGUUUGGCCUGGAAAACAGGAGACGGGGAGGAGAUAUGAUACCCAUCUUCAAAUAUCUGAAGGGCUUGGUAUCUGGACCAGGAGCGUAAUUGAAAUAUAUAAACAAAGGAAAGCAUCAAACCAUUAAUUCUAGCAUGCAGGGGGGGGGGGGACCUAAAUUGUAUAAUUUGGCAUCUCAAUAAUUGAUAUUAUUAGUUGUAUUAGAAUUUGGCAUUGCUAUAAUAAGGUUGUUAUUGGAUAAUAAUAAUAAUAAUAAUAAUAAUAAUAAUAAUAAUAAUAAUAAUAAUUUAUCAUUUAUACCCCGCCCAUCUGGCCGGGUUCCCCCAGCCACUCUGGGCGGCUUCCAACAAAACAGAAAUUCUAAAAUACAGAAAUCCAUCAAACAUUAAACAUUGGACUGUUGUAAUGGAAAACUAAUAAAAAUUAUUAUCAAAUAUCUGAAUGGCUGUCACAUGGAAGGUGGAGCAAGGUUGUCUUCUCCUGCUCCACAGGGUAGGACUCGAACCAAUGGUUUCAAGUUACAAGAAAGGAGAUUCCGACUAAACAUCUGGAAAAACUUUCUGACAGGAAGAGCUGUUAGACAUUGGAAUGGACUCCCUUCGGAGGCUGUGGACUCUCCUUCCUUGGAGGUUUUUAAGCAGAGGUUGGGUGGCACCUGCCAUGGAUGCUUUAGUUGAGAUUCCUGCAUUGCAAGGGGUUGGACUAGAUGACCCUCAGGAUCCCUUCCAACUCUACAAUUCUAUUAUUCUGUGACAUGUAUGCAUCUACAUUUAACAAGGAAAAGAACAUUGUCAUUAUCACUGAAAUCCCCUAUCCCCUGUGGUUGCUGAUUGCUAAAGUUUUAGGAGACAGGAGAUGCAAUCACAGAUCUCCAUCAUAUAUAUAUUUUUGUUAGGCUCAGAGCCAUCCUUGCCAGUUCUUUCCUUGCAUAAGCACUGGAGGUGUUUUCUUGGUACGGUAUAAUGUUAUGCUUCAUGGAGGCAUCAAGCAGUUGUUUGGGACUCUGUUGUGAGAAUGUCAUAUAAUUCUUCCAACUUUGCUCCUGUGUUGAUUUAAUGGGUAGAUAGUAAUUAGCUUGUGUUGGCACAAGCAGUGGUAAGCAUUUAGGUACACUAUAGGAUUUUGUUGUAAGAAAUAGAAACUUGUCCAUCAAAUGUUGUGUUUUUGCAUGACAUAAUAUGUGAGAUAGCAGUAGUUGUUCUCUGAUGACUCAGACUGCCAUUCUAAAUACAUCUGCUGGAGAGUAAGUCCCACUGAAUUUAGAUUGACUUCUGAGUAAACAUGUUUCAGAUUUCACUGUCAAAGAAACGAUACUGACUUGAGUUCUUUGACACACAAGAUUGCGUUUAGCUUUAAAUUCAUAGAAUUAGAUGUGUCAUUUCCAUUAUGUUUUUAACUGAAUGGGACUAUUAAUAAGUUAGUCAAACAUGCCUAAAAAGCUUCUUCUUCUUCUUCUUCUUUUAGUCAUACGGGAAAGAUAUGAAAGGUAUAAUUUUUUCAGCAGUCAGUCAAAAGUAUAUGGCAUGCACUGAAACAACAAAAAUGAGUAUUUGAUUUCCAUACUGUUAAGGAAGUGAAUUUGUCUGAACAGGGACCCCAGAGACACUAGCUUAUCACCACUAUCAGUAGUGUCAUCUCUGUCUUUGCUGCCAAUGACAACAUUGACAAUUAGCUUAUACUGUGGAUAGGCAAACUUCUUAAAAUGUGUCUUAUUUCAUCACUCAAGGUUGUGAUGAGAAUGACAUAUUUUACUGGUUCAUAAGUGACGUGAGCAAAUUCUGCUGGUAAAUACUCCCUGUUUGGUUCCCAUGCUUGAGCUUUCCUGUGCAGGUGAAUCAGAAAUCUGUAACUAGGGGUUCUUUGAGACCCUGCACUCCAGGCAAAUACAGGUGACACAUUGGUAGUUGACUCACUGAGGGAGUUGGGUAUGUUUUUAGCCUGGUAAAGAGGAUACUGAGAAGAGAUAUGAUAGCCAUCUUCAAAUAUCUAAAGGGCUGUCACAUGGAAGAUGAAGCAAGCUUGUUUUCUCUCACUCCGGAGGCUAGAACCUGAACCAAUGAAUUCAAGUGACAAGAAAGGACAUUCCAACUAGACAUCAGGAAUAAAUUUCUGGCAGUAAGAGCUGUUUGACAGUGGGAUGGACUCCCUAGGGAGGUGGUGGACUCUCCUUCCUUCCAGGUUUUAAAGCAGAGGUUGGAUGGUCAUCUUUCAUGUAGUCUUUAACUGAGAUUCCUGCAUUGCAGGUGGUUGGACUAGAUGAUUCUCAGGGUCCCUCCCAACUCUACAGUUCUAUGAUACUUUUCCAGAAAAAAAUCAUGGUCAAAGCAGCUUAUAACAAACAGCAAAACAUCUCAAGAUCAACCAUUGCAAGAGCAGUAAUAGUAAAAUGACAACAUAACAGCAAAUAUAGCAUACAAAAAACGCAACUUCUCUGUGCUGUAUAUAACAACAUUACAUCAACAACACUAGAAAUAACCAGGGAGCUUGAGAGUUUCACCUUGGUCCUAGAAAUGCUGCUCCCAUGCAGUUCCCCCUGCAGCAGCUUAUAAGGGUUCUAAAGGCUGGGGUAGCUGGAAACACUCCUCCCAUGAUGUUGGUCACCGUCCUUGACUAGAAGGUCUUGUGCAACAAAUCCACUUCCCCCCAGAAAAUAGAUGUUUUUCAAUAAGGAACAUGAUGCAAAAAUGCAAUGGAACCUAAGAGAGAACACCUGCUUUGAUGCAAUGUCAUCUAACCUCCCAGCAAACAAAUGAAUGCUCAAUCAUGUUUUUUUUUUAAAGCACACCUGGAAGCACCCCAAAAGUCAGGGAUGGGUAACAACCCUGCUUUGUUUGACAGGCUUGUCUUGCAUUGGCUAUGCCAGGUCUAUGACAGGUCUUGAACUGGAAUUAAAGCCUAUUUCAAUGAAAGACAUGCUGUGUGUACAUACAGUGGCAGCUGGCGGGGGUCUAUCUGAAAGGCCAUUGCCCCCACUAUACUGGUGCUCCUCACAAUGCACAGUCCUGCAGUUCCUCUACAGCAGGAAAUUAAAUUUAAUUUGAAUUUGUUGACCCUCCUAGAUAGAGAGAAGGUGAGCUCAUCUAGUUGCAGAAGCCUGCACAUGCUUCCUGUUCCUUGCAGAAACCCACACACACUGUAUGUUCCUUCUAUGUGGAGCAGGCCAUGUUUUUCAGAUAGAUGGAAGAUAUGCUCACCUAAUACUUGAAAACUGGAGUGAAAAGCUGUCCAUGUCAGGUCUUAAGGAGAAUACAUCAGCUCUUCUACUUGGUUGCUAAGAAGUGAAGGUAGGGGAACAUAUGCUUAGAUUUCAUAGCAACCUUUAUAUUCUUGCAGAGCUCUUUUUUUUAUGUCUGCGUGACUAGCAGACAUUUAGCAGGUAUAUUUGUGUGCCUGGAAAAGGAUCACUUGCUGGAUUUGUGCUUUCCAUGCAACAAUUAAAGACCCUAAAACCCUUCUGGGCAUAGCUGUCAAGUUCCCCCUUUUUUUAAAGGGAAAUUCUCUCAUGCUGAAUAGGUUUCCUCGCGAGAAAAGGGAAAACUUGACAGGUAUGCUUCUGGGCAAAGAGGUCAAAGCAAUGGUGAGAAGUUUAAGAAGCGGGAUGUGAUUCUGUGGUAGAGAAUGAUGAGGAUUGCUGGGGUCACUCUGGAGAGAGAGGUAGCUGAGAAAGCUACAAGUGGAUCACAGGUGGGAUCUGGCCUGAAGAAAAGCCAAAAGAAGGCUUAGGAAGGGGGAGAGUUGGGAAAACCAGCUGUGAUUCAGAUUCACAGCCAAGCACUCAGCCCCUCCACAGGUGAUCUGAAAAAAAGAGAAGCCAGAGGCAAUAUACGGUAAUAGAUAAGGCCAGAAACCAGGAGGCUCUAAUAUGCUUAUCAAGUGAUAAACUCAUCAGUGGGACUUUUACACUUUUAGUUAGUUGCUUCCAUGUAUUAAUCAAAAACAGUGUGCUCAGUGCAUCGGAUUAUUCUAAGCUUUUAGAUAUCUCCCAGACAAUUGUAAGGAUGAUGCCAGAUGACAUACUUAAAAAAAAAAUGUCUGUUUGGGGGGCUGAGGGAGGAGAGAAGCUGAAUUAGGGGUUGCUAAAACAUAUGAACAGACUUUCGAAAUUUCCUUUCUGCCCUCCCCAUUUUCAUUCUUCUUUAUUCCACCAAGGUGUAGAGGCUGAAGUAGACACCUUCCUUGCAAUGGUGCCCCAGUAGUUCCUCCGAGUGACCCCCCUUUUCCUUUCCUUCCCUCCCCCUCCAUCUCCAUCUGACUGACAAAUGACAAUUCUGCCAUUUCAGACACAGCUUGUGCAGCGCAGGCACCAGGUCACGAGAGGGUGAAAUGUGUCACAAGGCUGAAAUACGAUGUCUCCUGGGCUCAGGUCACAGCUGGUGCCUCUUUGCAGUCCUUCUGCCCCACCUCCUGGCUAAGCAAAGCCAUUGUGUCCAUUGUGUGCAAGGCAAAUGGCAAAGGCGGGGUGGGGUGGGGGUGGCGCUUUGAAACAAGCCAGAAAGGAAUGAAGAAAAACCAGGCAAAUAGAAUUGAGUCCUUCACUGAGAGAGGGCUAGGGCAAGGGAUCUCAUUGCUGCAUGCCCAAUUUCCUCAGAAGAAUGCAGGGGCAAAAAUGGAAUGCUAUAAAAUGGUAUCGAAUGACUGUAAUGCUUCAGUCAGUCAAAACUGAUUGCUUAAAAGUAAGGCAGUUGAACUUAACGGCAAUUAAAAAUCACAACCACAAUUGCUGUAAUAUUCCUCGGUUGACGGUGUCAAUGAGGAGGAGGAAGAGGACUAAUGUGCUCUAAGCAACGACAUACAAGUUAUCUGCCACCCUUUCGUACACAUUCUGCCAUCUAUGCAUGUUCAUGCUACAGUCAGACUCAUCAGGAAGAACAGGUUGGUGCUGCUGGAUACCACAAUAUUAUGGCAAGAAACACCUUUCUAGCUUAUGUGGAAGUGUUUCCAAGUACAAAAUGAGGUUCCCAUUCACAAAAACAAACCUGUACUGAGUUGAGCAGAGUUUGUGCAGCAUUUGACACGUGCUGAGUGGGUAUCGGCUCGUUUCAGUACACAAGUGGCUUGCAGCGCAGCGUACAGACAAUGCCUCAUAAAACACAAUGCAGCAAAUACAGAUGGAUUUCUGAAUUCGGUUUGUUCUGAAGUCAUCCACUGGCCAUUACAGCAAAUGUCAAGCACCGUGGAGACGCAAUAAAGCUAUAUUCACCAUGAUUGUAUCCGUUGGCAUUAUGCGUGGUAGACCAGAGAGUGGCCAGCAGCAUCCUGAGAGAGUUGAUAAUAGAAUUGGUGUGCACUUUUGCUGAGUCCUGCUGAGCAUUCCCUGAGUCGGGGCUGCACCAUGGAGCUCCGUAAUGCUCAUUCAGAUAUACUUUUGCUGAUCAUAAUAGUGUGAUGUUGAUUUCCACCCAUAGUGUCAGAUUAUGGAGAUGUGGGUUCAAAUCCCCAUUUGCCCACUUUUUACCUUGUGAACCACCCUGAGACCUGCUGGUAUAGGGCGGUAUACAAAUUUAAUAAUAAUAAUAAUAAUAAUGAUAUAACCAUGCAACACACAGAGUGGAGUGUAUUCUUGUUUUUUAACCCAACUUGAAGAAGGAGAAGACCCUACACACACACACACACACACACACACAGUGUGUCCCCCAAAGUACUCUGGGAAAGCACAAAAUGGAGGGUGCUACAAUUUAUAGCUGAGGAGAAGUUGGGGGUAAAUCAUGUAAACAGUGCAGUACUUCAAAUGGAAAUCACACACCAUUUCACUUCAUAUUUUCAUUUUGCGAGGACUGCCUCAAACAGACAUGGCUUGUGACUUGUCUACAAGGUCAAACAAGAAGCGAGCGGCCAUGUUAGGAAUGGAUCCCAGAUUUAUUUUCACAACUGUUUGGUGUUUUUAACCACAAGCCUGAUUCCUUCGAAAGGGUAAAAGAAGGCAGAGGGAAUUUAGAUAGAAUGUCAUUACUUGAGUUGGAAUUUGUCCCGGACACUGUGGUUAACACUUCAUCUAAUGCUGGAGAGGUUUUUUUAUAUAUAUAAUUGGUCCUCAGGGCUUUGUAACAGUUCCCUGUUUGCUUAAGUAAACGGAGUAGUCAGCCCUUUAAAACACUGUGCGGACGAGACAGGAGCUAUUCCACAUUAGUCUUCAUUAGGCGGACAGCACUGGCUAGGCUGUGAAAUGCUGGUAGUUGACCACAACCUCCUGUAGAAAGCACCUUUUACCCCAGUGUUAAGCUUUAUGCAAUUUACAUGAGCACUUAACACCAGAAAACACUGGAUGUCACUGAACCAUAAAUGUUAAUGCUCAGUUUCCAUCCGGCGCAAUUCACAGGCCCAACAGUUGGCUGGAAAAGGGUGGAGGGGUCUAAAGCUAGCUUUAUUGAUUCCUCCAUUGAAUAAUAGAUUUAAUUCUAGGACUAAUAGGGUUAGCAAAGACAAGUUUCAGUGGGCCAGAUGAGGGUUUAUUUGUUUUUUUUAAAAAAAGAGCCCACCAUCUUUCCUUAAGGAAUUUCUCCUUGGAAAAGAAGCUUUUCCAGACAUGAAUGGAGAAAGACUCACAUGUCAUAAUUAUUUGCAUGAAUUGAGAACGGGAGCUGUGAAACUGGGCUGCACUGGGCUUCUAUGAAGCUUAAGUUGUAAGGAAGGCAAGUUUCCUGCACUUUUAAUAGUUGCAUAACUGAGAAUUUCAUCAGGUACAGCUUUAAAAAAUUUAUUUAUUAAUUAAACAAAAUAGUUAUAAUUAUUAAAUAAAAUAUUAUUAUCAAAUAAAAAUUAUUACUUAUUAAGUAUAAUUUAUUAAAUUUAUAAAACAAAUAAAUACAGCUUGCAUACCAUUUCCUCUUCUACACAACUUUUAAAGUUGCAGAAGCCAUGCCACCUUUUACAUACAUCUAAUUUAGAGGUGAAAUCAGAGUCCGAAACAUUUAUUCUUCUAUAGCCCAGAUGCCAUAUGAUAAUGCUUUAUGCUCUUAACAAAUACUAAAAAAAUAUUUUAAAUGUUUGUUUAUCAUAUUCUUAUGCCACUCCUGUUGGCAGACCAACUCUGUGUUACAAAGAUGUUUGCAAACAUGACAUGACAUGAAUGCUGGCAACAUCAACCCUGCCAUGUGGGAAUCCCUUGCAGACAACCACAGUGCCUGGAGACGGUCAAGUCAUGCAUCCACAGCCAUGACCAGAGGAGGAAAUAUCCUAUGCAUAUUUACUUGGAGGCACUGCCAUUUUUCUAGAAAAAGAGGUGCUGGAACCCACCAUGAAAACCUCCCUCUUUCUCUUAGAACAGCAAUGGUGUCCACCUGAGCAGUGCCAGAACUGAGUUAUGGUGUGUUCCCCCGAAAAAAGCCCUAGUUGGAGGUAAGUCUUAUUGUGCUCAUUUAGGCUUACUCCCAUGAAAGUGUGCAAAGGACUGUAGCCUCAGCCACUAUGAUACACCAGCUCACAUAGUUGGUUUGUUUCUAAUGCCUAAGCCAAUACUACUCGCCAAUAAAGUUGUGGCCCUUUUUAGCCCAUUAACCAAAAAUACUGGUUUCAUGUGUCUUUUUUUCCAACAUCUCGGGAGGGUUUGGGGCCUUGCCAUGCAACUGUACCCCCAUCUUAACCAUUUACUUGUUGAGGCAGCAGGCCAUAACAUUUGUCCUUCGAAAUCAACCCUGCCAGCUUUGCUCUGAGUAAAUCAGCAUGCCCAUGAGGUGUUUUGCAAAGGAGCAAUUUUUGCAUCACUAUGGGGUCCUCCUGUUAUUAACAAUUUCUUUCCACAAAGGAGCAAAAGAAAACCCUCCCUGGUACUUUUACCGAGUGUGUGUAAGGGAACAUCUCUCUCUGUGUUUCUCUUUCACAGAAUUUCUAGAAUAUGCACGCCUGAAUUCAUUCUGUUGCAUAAAAAUGAGAACCAUUUGGUUCAGGAAGCAAGCGAGAGGAGACGAACUAAAUAUUAUUAUUGUUAUCAUUGUCCAUAAAAUAAAUCUAGUCACUUAGUGACCUUGGCACGAGGUAUUUCCUGGGAAUUGAUGACUGAUUGGUGUUAAUGGCCCUCAGCUGCACCUCAGGCCAACAGCUCCUCCCAGCUGGUCAUUAAUCCACAGGAAAUGUCUCAGGUAUCGAUCCUUAUAGCUUAAUUAAUAAAUGCAACGUGUCUUAUGGUCUUAGAUUUAGAGAUGGACCUUUCUUUUUCUGCUGCUUUGAAGGUGACAUUUUUACCUCCACCCUCUCUGGAAAUAUUUCCUUUGAAAGCUUUUGUUUCAUUUUGUCUCUCAGAAUUCAUCUCUGCGAGGAGGCAGCAGAGAAUUUCACCCUUAGUCAGGGAAGAAGAGAAAGGAGUGGGGUGUGUGUGUGCGUGUUCAUGUGCGUGUGUGUGCGCACAGGAAACUUAAAUACCUAUUUAAAUUGGAAGCACACACCGAACAAUCAGAUCUGUGUGGCCGACAUCCACAUUAACACCCUGGUGUGCACAUAACCGUAGUCUCACGGUUUGUAAUUUAGUGCUACUCAGAGUAAACCAAUUUAAACCAAUGGAACUAAGUUGACAAUAUUCAUUCAUUUCAAUGGGUCUGCUGUCAGUAGGACUAGCAUUGGAUACAACCCAUUAUGCAUAAUGAGUAUGCCAGCAUCACAUACCCAUCCUAUGGUUAUUGUUAUGCUAUCUUAUGUUUUGAUGUGUCAGUUACAAAUAUCUAUAUCGUCACCCUUUAGCAACCCCACACACCAGGGGUGUACCCAGGAUCAAAACCGGGGGGGGGGGCAAGCCAUGGUUGUUCAGGUUGUGACCUUUCAGCACGGAAAAGGCAAAUGAAACCAAAAUUUUAAGAAAAUAAUAUAUAAUUAUAGCAGUGCUUUAUUACGGUAGUUAUUACAAUUAUUUGCUUGAAAAAAUAAUAAUUUUAUUCUAGUUACAUGUCUUAUACUAAUAUCAUUUUUCUUGGGUUUGAAGAAAAUUUGUUCAAAACUUUCGUUUCAAUCCAGUCCUGAUUUUCCUUGAAGAAUUUCCGAUGGACACUCAUCAAACACAACCCAGUCAGUCUGUCCUCUCCCAUUGUACUUCUUUAAUUUUCUACAGAAAUUAUUUAACUUACCUUUUUGGAAACAGUUUCUUAUAUCCAUUUAGGCAGCCUCGAUGUCUUCUAAAUGUAAAUAAGAAGGUAAACUAAUAGCGGGCGGCUCAGUUUAGUGGCGGGCGGCUCAGUUUAGUGACGUGGAACUCACUAGACCCCUCUAGAAGAUUCCCUCUUCUCUCUGCUAGAGCCCGCUAGAGGACUCUCCCUCCCUUGAAUCCCAAUGGCUGGCUGACAUAGAUUCCUCUACCAGUCGCUAGGUGGCUCUAGGUACUUCUCAGUUUUUACACCAUUUCAGUGUGGUAAACAACUGAUUAUUCGCCAUCGCCCUACCUAAUUUUGUUUCGUUUCAUCACUUUAUAACC
Messenger RNA from Zootoca vivipara (common lizard), 12690 nucleotides. RefSeq names its product cytochrome b5 reductase like (gene CYB5R5). Lineage: Eukaryota; Metazoa; Chordata; Lepidosauria; Squamata; Lacertidae. Gene Ontology annotation, molecular function: oxidoreductase activity. The record is from RefSeq and is a predicted model, not a curated record.